AUGCAGCUGUCAGCCAUAUUCGCCAUCGCGCUGGCAGCCGCCGCCGCCUCCCUCAUCUACAGCCGCGUCCGCGACGCCCUCCGCCAUGCCGCCCGUGCACGUGAGCUCGGCUGCAAGCCGCCCGUCCGGGGCUUCUCCUCCGAGCCCACGGGGCUUUUGGGGGUGUUCUAUGGGAUCCGGGCGUCUCGCAAGCAUCGAUUUCCCGACUUUGUCGAGGAGCAGAUGGAAGCCCUUCAGCAGCAUGUCGGGCGGCCAGUCGGGACUGUUACCAUGAGAACGCCCUUUUUCCAAGAUUCCAUCUUCACGCUGGAUCCCAGGAAUGUCCAGGCCAUCUUGGCUACCAAAUUCAAAGACUUCAAGCUCGGGGUCAACAGGACGGAAAACUUUCGACCCCUGCUCGGGAAUGGAAUUUUCGCCGCCAACGGGGAGCAAUGGCAGCACUCGAGAGCACUGCUCCGACCUCAGUUUGUGAGAAGCCAGGUCAGCGAUCUGGACCUCGAGGAGGCCCACGUCAAGGCUCUGAUGACGGUGCUGGAGCGCCACCUGCUCCGAGACGGCUGGACAACCCUGCUGGACUUGCAAGAGCUCUUCUUCCGCCUCACGCUCGACUCGGCCACCGAGUUCCUCUUUGGCGAGAGUGUAAAUAGCCAGCUCGAGCACGGCGCCCAGGGCCCCGCGGCCAAGGGCAACGUCAGCUUCGCGCAGGCCUUUGACAGCUCGCAGUUUACGCUGUCGUUUGGUGCGCGGCUGGGCUCGCAGUACUGGCUGGUGCACACGCCCGCGUUUAAGAAGCAAGUCGCCAGGGUCCAUACUUUUGUCAAUCACUUUGUCGAGAUUGCCAUGGUGCAGGGGAGUGGCGAGAAGAGGCAGGGGUCGGAAAAGGGAGACUAUGUCUUCCUGUAUGCGCUUGCGCGCGAGACUCAAGAUCCGGAGGAGCUGCGAUCCCAACUCCUCAACAUCCUGCUCGCCGGCCGAGACACGACGGCUUCCACGUUGAGCUGGCUUUUCUACACAAUGGCCGAUGCCCAAUACCAGCACAUCUUCCAGCGGCUAAGAGGGGUCAUCGUCGAUGAGUUCGGCACCUACUCCAACCCCAAGGACAUCUCCUUUGAGCGGAUGAAGAGCUGCCAGUAUCUGCAGUGGUGUAUCAACGAGUGCCUAAGGCUUUACCCGGCUGUCAGCGUCAAUGUGCGGACGGCAGAGACAGACACGUGCCUCCCCACGGGCGGCGGACCCGACGGCCUGGACCCCGUCUACGUCCAGAAGGGACAGGACGUCGCCUACUCGGUCCAUGUGAUGCACCGACGAAAAGACCUCUGGGGCCCGGAUGCGCAUGUCUUCCGGCCAGAGCGGUGGCAGGACCGGCGGCCGGGCUGGGACUACCUGCCGUUCAACGGGGGGCCUCGGAUCUGCAUCGGGCAACAGUUUGCCCUGACGGAGAUUGCCUACGUCGUCAUCCGGCUGAUGCAGAGGAUCGACGCCAUGGACGGGUCGAGGAUAGGCCCCGUCAAGCACAGGCUGACGCUGACGAACUGCCCGGCGGACGGGGUCAACGUAAGGCUGCACUUUGCCGCGAGCUGA
Hirsutella rhossiliensis is the source of this 1581-nucleotide messenger RNA. Its product is annotated as cytochrome p450 domain-containing protein. Lineage: Eukaryota; Fungi; Ascomycota; Sordariomycetes; Hypocreales; Ophiocordycipitaceae. Bases 1 to 1581 code for a protein of 526 amino acids. The transcript is spliced from 2 exons. The record is from RefSeq and is a predicted model, not a curated record. Gene Ontology annotation, molecular function: oxidoreductase activity, acting on paired donors, with incorporation or reduction of molecular oxygen, reduced flavin or flavoprotein as one donor, and incorporation of one atom of oxygen; iron ion binding; heme binding.